This is a messenger RNA of Sphenostylis stenocarpa, 216 nucleotides long. The record is from the annotation of a GenBank genome assembly. Lineage: Eukaryota; Viridiplantae; Streptophyta; Magnoliopsida; Fabales; Fabaceae.
AUGCCACGUCUUAUUUUAUCAUUGGCUGUAAAUAUAUGGAUUCCUAUUAUAAAGAAUGUCGGUCUCGUGGCUAUCCCCACGUAUCGACCUAAGGUUGUCAGCCCCGCAUAUCGACCUAAGGCUGUCGGCAUCGCGUAUCGACCUAGGGUUGUCGACCCCGUGUAUCAACCUAGGGUUGUCGAUCCCGCGCCUUUACAAGUUUUAUUUUCUAUUUAA